Messenger RNA from Arachis stenosperma, 450 nucleotides. RefSeq lists its product as uncharacterized. The coding region runs from base 1 to 450 and encodes 149 amino acids. The transcript has a single exon. The record is from RefSeq and is a predicted model, not a curated record. NCBI's taxonomy places the organism in Eukaryota, Viridiplantae, Streptophyta, Magnoliopsida, Fabales, Fabaceae.
AUGCAAUCAAGAACUUGUCUAUGCUCUCUUGGCCUUCCAUCACUCCCUCCUCCUCCACGGCGCAAUUCAUCACUACCCUUUAUUUCACACACUAAUAGGAGGAGUUUUAUAUGUGCAUCAUCAUCAUACGGGCACCACAAUUACAAUGAUGGGAAGUUGGUGGAUGAGGACAUGAUCACUCUUAGAUGGAGAAUCCGGGAGAUUGAGAUGGAUGAAAAAAACAACAAUGAAGCUCCUUCUGAUUGGAUGAGCAAAUUGGAGAAGAAAUACUUUGCAAACUAUGAGUCAGAUGUGUGUGAGGCAGUUGGAUUCUUACAGAGAAUGUUAAUGGACACUAGACCUUCCUUCGCAUUCGCCAUCAUCGCUCUGCUUAUGCUAAGCAUGUCAACCUCAGCUUCACUACUACUCUUUAAUCUCGUCCAUUAUUUAUUAGCCAACCCAAUCAUGUAA